CGACAUAGAUAACAGCGGUUACAUUGCACAGACGAUCUAUCUCUUUCUGUAACCCAACGGUCAUAUUCCCUGUAAAAAAACAAACCCUCAAUCACUCUUCUAACACUUCUUCGAAUCUUUACUCCAACCAACCAUGGCUCUUGAACUUUCUCGUUCUCUUCGCCUCUUCCUCCUCAUCGCCACCGCAAUACCCCUCUACUCCGCCGCAUCCUCCCCACCACUCACUACUCUCCGCCAACAACAGCCGCCCGGCGUUUCAAUCAAACUCUGGUGUGUGGCCAAGAACAACGCCGACGACUCCGCCCUUCAAUCUGCAAUCGAUUGGGCGUGUGGGACCGGUGGAGCGGAUUGUACACUCAUCCAACAGGGUGGACCCUGCUACGAUCCGGCAGACAUCAGGAGAACGGCGUCGUAUGCGUUCAACGAUUACUGUACCAAGAACGGAAUGUCGGAAGAUACCUGCAAUUUUGCCAAUACCGCUGCCCUCACUUCCCUUGACCCAAGUCAUACCCAUUGCAAAUUCCCAUCAAGUUUGGAAGGGAAGAGUGGAGAGGGAAAAGGAACAGGAACAGGAGGAGGGGGAUCAACUGCAGAUCUUACAAGCAGAGGAGGUAUUAAUAUUGCAUGUGAUUGUGGUAUGUGGUGUAGGGCCAUUUUGGUCAUAAUCCAUUUCUUUUGGUUAACUGUAGUUUAGAUAUAUGGCAAAAGCCAAUUUAGGGUGUAUUUUGUUUUUGUCCAACCAGUUUUUCAAGAUUUUAGAACUUGGAAAGGGUGAAAUCCAUCCAUUAAUUAAUCUCUAUUAGUAUUAUCUUCUUUUAUGUAAAUUGAUUAUGGCACGACAAAUAAAAGUAAUAUCUUG
Messenger RNA from Cynara cardunculus var. scolymus (artichoke), 859 nucleotides. RefSeq names its product PLASMODESMATA CALLOSE-BINDING PROTEIN 5-like. NCBI's taxonomy places the organism in Eukaryota, Viridiplantae, Streptophyta, Magnoliopsida, Asterales, Asteraceae. The transcript is spliced from 3 exons. The record is from RefSeq and is a predicted model, not a curated record. Bases 134 to 694 code for a protein of 186 amino acids.